CAGGAAUUUAUAAUCAUGCGUGAAUGUCUCUCUGUCCAUGUCGGCCAAGCCGGUGUCCAAAUGGGCAAUGCAUGCUGGGAGCUCUACUGCCUGGAGCAUGGCAUCCAGCCUGACGGUCAGAUGCCCAGUGACAAGACCAUCGGAGGAGGAGACGACUCCUUCAACACCUUCUUCAGUGAGACCGGAGCUGGCAAACAUGUCCCCAGAGCCGUCUUCGUGGACUUGGAGCCAACCGUCAUCGGUGCCUACACCAACCUCAACAGGCUGAUUGGACAGAUUGUCUCCUCCAUCACCGCCUCCCUGCGCUUUGACGGCGCCUUGAACGUGGACCUGACGGAGUUCCAGACCAACUUGGUGCCCUACCCUCGCAUCCACUUCCCUCUGGCGACCUACGCCCCGGUUAUCUCCGCAGAGAAGGCCUAUCACGAGCAGCUCACUGUGGCUGAGAUCACCAACGCCUGCUUCGAGCCGGCCAAUCAGAUGGUGAAAUGCGACCCUCGCCACGGCAAAUACAUGGCCUGCUGCCUCCUGUACCGCGGCGACGUAGUCCCCAAAGACGUCAACUCGGCCAUCGCCACCAUCAAAACCAAGCGCACCAUCCAGUUUGUGGACUGGUGUCCCACAGGCUUCAAGGUGGGCAUCAACUACCAGCCUCCCACCGUGGUUCCUGGAGGAGACCUGGCCAAGGUGCAGCGGGCCGUGUGCAUGCUGAGCAACACCACCGCCAUCGCCGAGGCCUGGGCUCGCCUCGACCACAAGUUCGACCUGAUGUACGCCAAGAGGGCCUUCGUCCACUGGUACGUGGGAGAGGGGAUGGAGGAGGGGGAGUUCUCGGAGGCCAGAGAGGACAUGGCCGCCCUGGAGAAGGAUUACGAAGAGGUGGGCACCGACAGCGUCGGGGACGAAGGAGAGGAAGAGUACUAAGAGCUUAACACAAGGAGAUAAAUGUAUUCACACAACUGUAUUUCCAAAACUGUAACAAUGUUCUGUGUUUACACUUUAAAACAAUGUGUAACACUAUGUAUAAUAAAGCAAAACUGCUAAGCAUU
Molecule: messenger RNA, 1049 nt
Organism: Etheostoma spectabile (orangethroat darter)
Lineage: Eukaryota; Metazoa; Chordata; Actinopteri; Perciformes; Percidae
Product: tubulin alpha-1A chain
Exons: 3
Coding region: 16-924 (302 amino acids)
Biological process (GO): microtubule-based process
Cellular component (GO): microtubule
Molecular function (GO): GTP binding; structural constituent of cytoskeleton
Source: RefSeq, a predicted model, not a curated record